AUGUACCUUGCCUGCCAUGAGGAGACGGUGCAGCAGCAGCAGGAGCAUUCCGGACGCGGGCUGGUUACCCUGCUUUACCAUGAGGUGGUACGUACUAGGCAGUUUGAGCUAAGGCAGCUCUGCCGAUUCCCCUCUUUUUCUGCCACACAGCCUUCAGCCCCGUCUGACACCAUCGCGACAAUCAUUAUAACCGUCCGUCACCGCGAUCUCACCUACACAGACCACCACAACCCACAUACACAUCAUCUCCAUCCCGUCCAACUACCUUUCCCUCCCCCACAGUUGACCCUAGCAGUAGGUACAUACCUAGACAGCGACUAG
Molecule: messenger RNA, 321 nt
Organism: Aspergillus luchuensis
Lineage: Eukaryota; Fungi; Ascomycota; Eurotiomycetes; Eurotiales; Aspergillaceae
Exons: 1
Coding region: 1-321 (106 amino acids)
Source: RefSeq, a predicted model, not a curated record